Molecule: messenger RNA, 588 nt
Organism: Dissoconium aciculare CBS 342.82
Lineage: Eukaryota; Fungi; Ascomycota; Dothideomycetes; Mycosphaerellales; Dissoconiaceae
Exons: 1
Coding region: 1-588 (195 amino acids)
Source: RefSeq, a predicted model, not a curated record
AUGGCCGAUCCACGCAAACCUACGAACAAUCAAUUGUCGACCGCAUUGCCCGGACCUACCACCUACAUAACUGGUCAUGACCAAUCCAGCGGCAAAGCCAUCAUCCACGCCGAACGGCCAGUCGACUGGGUCAGCUUCUCCGACGGCGAGCUCAGCAUGUCUGUAGGCUACACCACCACCUUUCCUGCCGACCUCAAUAACGAUGCGGACGUGGCCGCACACGAUCAGAAGCUCGCCACAGGCAAACUCGGUCUCGUCUCAGGCGGAGGUACCGUCCUGCGAUAUGUCGACUUCGCGCCAAAGUCGACCUCGAUGAUGCACCGCACGCAGAGCGUCGACUACGGCAUCGUCAUCGAAGGUGAAAUCGAGGCCGUCCUGGACAGCGACGAGGUACGCUUGAUGCGUCGUGGAGACGUCAUGGUGCAGCGUGCGACGAUGCAUGCGUGGAGAAACCCCAGCGCGACAGAGUGGUGUAGGAUGAUUUUUGUGUUGCAAGAUUGCAAGCCACUGUUCGUGGGCGGAAAGCGGUUUGGAGAGGACCUUGGACGAGAAAUUCCGGGCUUGCCGAAGAGCGGAAAUGACAAUUGA